AUGCUCUGCGCCUCGUCCGGCUGCGAUUCUAGCAGCAUCUGGUGUCCGCCAACUCCUCCCCCAACAUUCAACUCCGCCGUCAUUAACGGAUGGCUCGCCGACCAGCCAGUCUCGCCCCAUCCGCCUCAUUCUGACCGAAAACGCACCCGCAGUCCAUUCCUACAGGCACCGCAACCUAAGCGACGGAAGGAUAGCAUAGAGCAAUUGUCCCCGAACGAAGGCUACGUGGAAGAGAACGCUGUCUUAGGAGACACUGCGACAACACUAAAGCCAUCAAGGCGGAGUCGACAGCGUGGGCUGACCCAGCCGCCGCUGGAUCUGGCUUCUUUCUCUGGCACCCAUCGUCCAGACAGCAUCACCCCUUCCGGCUCGUACAUUAAUGCGCUCGCUCACCAUCCUGUCCUCCACCCAUCUAACACCAAUUCAAGUAGCUCCUCCGUACAAUCCGGGAAGUCCAAGUCGAAGCGGGCAACGAGUCCGACCAAGACCUACGGCGAUCUGCAGCUCUUGAACAAGCCGGUCAAAUAUGGCGUCAUGGAUGCGGAGCGGGACGACCUGCCAGAAGACAUACGCGUACUCAUCGAAGAUCUCCAGACGCUGUGCGAAAAUGUGGGCAUAAUACCGUCAAAGAUGCAGGAUCGCAUCACUGGCGCGAAGAAGCGCUCCCAGUGGACGUACGAGACAGGUCGUGACGAGCUUGAUCUCAUGAUCGAACUGGAUACGAUAAGAAGGGUGCAAGCCGCGGCUGUUUCACUGUCCACCACUGGGGACCAUGAGCCGCAGUGGUAUUGCUCGGUGCAGUGGCCGCUCUUGGACGUGGCCUUCCGUCACCUGUCUCAUAUCGAGCCUAAGCAGAUAUCACACGCCCUCCCCAUCAAGGAAUGUCUACCCCAAACCGGCGAACGGUAUUCCGAAUCUCGACUCGUCGACUUCGCCAUCAACCUCAUCCCGCAAUCUGUUUCCGACGACUCUCUUUCAGAAUGGCUGAGAAGUCAGCCCAACAACCUUCGCACGGUUAAUCAAUCGCUUUAUGCCCCACUCUGCCGACAUCCCACUAUGAUAUCCGUUGAGGUCAAGGUUAAUGGGACCGAGGAAGAGGCUCGGGUCCAAACCGGUAUCUGGCUGAGUGCGUGGCAUGAGCGGGUCAGCCAGAUUGGCGCUAAUGAGGAUCACCGGAUCAUUACGUUGCCGGUCAUCAUGGUGCUGAACCACUAUUGGCAUCUCUAUUUGGCGGUUGAUAAAGGCUCACACAUUGAAAUUCUACAGUUUACAGAAAGCAUAGGAGAUACUUUGUCGCUUGUGAAGGUUUACCGGAUACUUGCUGUCCUCCGGCGUUUAGGCAAGUGGGGAUUGGAAACUUUCGAGCCUUGGUUCAAGGCGAAAUUUCUUGACCUUACAUAG
Alternaria atra is the source of this 1401-nucleotide messenger RNA. RefSeq lists its product as uncharacterized. The transcript has 5 exons. The record is from RefSeq and is a predicted model, not a curated record. Bases 1 to 1401 code for a protein of 466 amino acids. Lineage: Eukaryota; Fungi; Ascomycota; Dothideomycetes; Pleosporales; Pleosporaceae.